CCUUCUUUCUCUCUUUCUCUCUUUUUACUACUUACUUACUUACUUCUUUUCCUUUUUUAACAGGAAAGCUGGAUAGAGACGGUGGUGUGUCUCUCCAUCCCGGCAUGUGUUUGGGAUGUAUAUGGGAACCAGGAGCAGGGAAGCAGCCCCAUCUACCUCUGGCUCCCAGGAUGCAGCCCCUAGGAUUGGGAACCUCCCUGGCAUCAGCCUCUGCACACUCUGAUGUUAGUCCUUUAUAACGUGCUCAGCAUGGAAAUUACACUCUCCCAAGCUGCAAGCUGUGAAUGUUGCUCCAUGAAGUAAAUGUCAGUGAAGCAGAAACUGGAUAAAGUCCUAAAACUCUUCCAAGUUUCUGAAGGAGACUGGACUAAUUGGCUCAAGACUAGCUGUUGAUAUGGGAAUAUAAAAGCUUUGCCCCUGUUGAUUUGGCCAGACUGGAGAAAAUAUGGCAGCAUUUCCAUCACCAGGAUGAUGGGAUCCUGUAGGGAUCUUUGCAAGCUGCUUCAGUGCCCUGCCAGCAAAGCAGGUCUCCCCUUUUCAUUGAAGCCCGUAGCCUUGUAGGAGCUGAAGAUCUGCUUGCAUGUCUUCAUCCGGAUCUGUUUUAUGGGAUUGGAAAGUGCAAAUCACAGCUAUGGAGACAAGCGUUUUAAGCAACAUGGCACAGCUAGGCUAUUUGCACAAAAGAGCACGGAAGAUACUCACCAGACUUUUCCUUCCUUACACUAAAAUGCUGCCAAUAACGAAUCUGCAGCACUGGCAAGGGAGGAGCCAGUUUCCAGGACACUGCCCGACCUGGUAAAACUGCUUUAAAUGAGAGGAGCUGAUGCAUCAAUGAACAUGCACUAAAUGACGUUGCCCUUUACCAGUUUUUUUCUGACGCGUGCAGCAUGACAGAGCUCCACGAAGCCGUGGCUGUGGGGGACUAUGACCUGGUGAAAGAGCUUUUGAGGAAGGGGCGCUGCGACCCAAAUCACAAGGACGUGGACUGGAACGACAGGACCCCACUGCACUGGGCUGCUGCGAAAGGGCAAUCAGAGAUGGUUAAGCUCCUCGUGGCUCACGGCGCCCGGCCCUGCCUGAGGAGUGACGCGGGCUGGACCCCGGCUCACUUUGCGGCUGAGUCAGGCAGACUGGGCACGCUUCGCACACUUCACUCCCUGCACGCGGCCAUGGACGUGACAGACCUCUUUGGCGACACUCCCAGGAGGCUCGCGGAAAUCUAUGGACACAAGGAGUGUGCCAAGUUCUUAGAAACAGCAGAGGUGGAGAGCAGAAACUAUCGCAGGACAGCUGCAACGAAAGGAAUCCCCUUGGACCAGAGAGAUGAAGACUGGGAACUCAAGAAAGAAGAGUUUGAGAGAAACUCAUCAUGUGCUCGGCAGAACUACACAACCUCUGCUCAAAAGAAGAAUCGAAAGAAAAUGGGGAAGCAGUAGUGUGCCCUGCCUACUUGGUGCCAGUGAGAACUUGCAGUGCAGAGCAAAGACACUGGCAGACCUCAGAUGCUUCUGCAGGGUGAAAUAUGGAUGAACAACAGAAGCAGUUGGCCACAAGAAUGCAUCUUUAUGAUGUACUGUAAAUUUUGUCAUUCUUAGGGAGUAGGUAGGAGUGCUUCUGUCCAUCUCUGUGUCUAUAUAUAUCAGACCUCAUAUAUCAGAAAACUGCAGAAGGUAUUUAAGUAUACUAAUACUGUAAUUCACUGAAAUAGAUAUAUACUUAUAGAAAUGACAGCAGCUACCCAUAUUGCUUGGGAGGGAAAUCUUUUUGUUCCUAUUUGACUGAGGAAAUCACCUGAGACUGUACUUCUGCUCACAGUAGUGAUGUCCAUGCCCUUUGCUUGUUUGCUUCUGGUCCUGAGUCAGACGGGGGGUCUUUAGGGGCUUGUAGCCUCUGGUGGUGCCUCUCUCUUUUCUUUGGCAGUGGGACAUAGUUGCGUCUUCUGGUUGCAGGGGACUCUGAUGUUGACCUUUCACUGGACACGAGUCUAACAGCCUAUAUCUACCAUUCUUAGUCCCGCAGAAGGGAAUACAUGCUCCCUCGUUACUGGUUUCAGACAUUUGUGACUGCCAAGACAGUUAGAGCACUGCCUUAUUUUUAGCAGUGCCCCCAGCAGUACCCCCAGCCAUUUUUAUAUCUGUGUUCACAGGAAUCCAUGGAACCACUCCUGAGCUAUCCCUCUUUCAUCCCUUACCCUUAUCAAAAAAUGGUAAAAGCAUUUUUUAACUAUUUCACUUCUCGAUUGCAAAAAAAUACUUGGAAUUUGAUCCAAGGCAGUUUUUCAUGCCAGCACUGGGCAGCCAUUCAUACCGACCUCUGACACCUAUGUGUCUGCUUUCCCUCCCCUUAUGGGACUUUCAGAGAUGGAAAAAGGUAUCUUCAGUGUGGUUUUGCAUUUUUCUCUGUGUGAAAGAUGUUAUUUUUGCCUGUGGAGCCUUGUGGUAUGCAAGCUUUUGAGGGGUGUUGUGACAUGGGUUGUAGGGAGUAAGGACAAUCUGUGGUCUUUUUGUGAAGGGACUUCAUGGUAAAGGAUCAACUUUGUGAGCAACAUCAGGAAAAGAAGGGAGGUAUGGUGAUGCCUGUCCUUUAAUGGCCUUUAGGUGGGGAGAUGUGUCCAGAUGGCAUUUAAGAUCCACCUCUCCUGGGGGAUGUGGGUGUUGCAGUUUCUCCUGUUGUGGAACUGGACUCAGUGCUCAGUGGGGUUUGGCAUCUGGUCUGAGAAGUGCAAUUGCAGCUAAAGGCAAACAGCUAAAGGCAAUGUGCUCUGACUGGCUAAUUUUGAUCAGAUGUCUCAGGCCCUUUUUUUCUUUUUAGCAGAACAACAUGAAUGUAUUUUUUUUGCCUUACUAGUACGGGAAAAGCCAGAAAAGAGUGAAAGGUAAUGGUUGGUAAAAAACAAAAACGAAAACAAACAAAAAACUUUCUUAUUAAUCUCUUCCCCUUUCAUUGUUGUGGGGAUGGAGAGGAAGAGGGAAGGGAAUGUUCUUUGCCCAUGGAAGAGGCAACCCUUAAAAUAAAGAGCUUACAAACC
This is a messenger RNA of Cygnus atratus (black swan), 3028 nucleotides long. RefSeq names its product ankyrin repeat domain 66 (gene ANKRD66). The transcript has 4 exons. Gene Ontology annotation, molecular function: protein binding. Bases 888 to 1436 code for a protein of 182 amino acids. The record is from RefSeq and is a predicted model, not a curated record. NCBI's taxonomy places the organism in Eukaryota, Metazoa, Chordata, Aves, Anseriformes, Anatidae.